This is a messenger RNA of Schistocerca gregaria, 1021 nucleotides long. RefSeq lists its product as uncharacterized. The transcript is spliced from 2 exons. Lineage: Eukaryota; Metazoa; Arthropoda; Insecta; Orthoptera; Acrididae. The record is from RefSeq and is a predicted model, not a curated record. Bases 52 to 366 code for a protein of 104 amino acids.
GUCCAGCCGGUGUCGCCCAGUGAACCUCGCGAUCGCCUCAGACGCGCAGACAUGGCACGAUCGAGGCUUGCGCUGCCCCUCCUCGCCUUCGGCCUCGUCCUGUUGGUGGCCUGCUGUGCGGACGCCGGCAGCAGUUCCUCCGACUCUUCGGACUCUUCAGAGUCUUCCGCCUCCUCAGAGUCGCGCGAGCACCGGUCCAGGAAGCACAGCCACACCCACGUCAAUGUCGAGCACGGACACCGUUACAGCGAAGCGGAAGUCACCGCCCUGCUGAGGUCUAUCGUGUUCAAGAAGCCUGCCAUCGUUCUGGACUGCGAUGACCGAAAAGGUGCUUGCAACGGGAUCUCCCAGACCAUCGUACACUAACUCCGCCGUACAGUCACAUUCUCAGAGAUGGAACUUGAUUUAUGAUUUUGUUUUUCUUUUCUUUUUUAUUAUGAUACUCUUGUAGGGAUGGACUAUCACCUAGUAUACAGUUAUCUAUGUUGUAAGUGCUUGUAAUAAAAAAUAUUUAAAGAUCUUAACAUGGAAAUCUGAUAUCUCGCACAUUUAUCCUGUUUGAACCAGCCUCCCUAUACCGCCCAUCCAGAUCUCCUCUAAUCCCAUAAUAACAAAGUAUUUCCUUUUUAUGUCUUCCAUUGAUCAUCCGAAGGCAAAAACUGCGACACGUCGUUUUUUUGAUACAAUUAUAAGAGAAGUGUAUGGUGGUGUGCCAGGGUGACAGAAAGGAGUAAACCCACGCCGUACUGACUCGGCAGAUGGACUUAGCGCUAUAUUUCAUUCCCUUUCACUAAAUUAUUGUAAUGUCAUUAAUUCCUGACAUUUCCUUUCCAGCGUUACGUACGACGUGAACUGCAAUGAGAGAAACGGUGGUUGCAACGAGAUCUCCAACGACUUCAGGCGUUAGCUCCGUAGUACAAACAUUCACGGUCUCAAGGCUGGAACUUGCAUUCUAAUUUUGUCCUUUAUAGUUCAACUGUUAUCCUCUUGUAUAAAUAAACUGACUUCUAGUAUUCUGUUA